This is a messenger RNA of Amoebophrya sp. A25, 206 nucleotides long. NCBI's taxonomy places the organism in Eukaryota, Dinophyceae, Syndiniales, Amoebophryaceae. The record is from the annotation of a GenBank genome assembly.
AAAUUACCUCUUCCUGCUGCGCGAGACAUCGCAUUUCGCAGAGUACGAACAGGUGGAUCUGUCAUCUACUUGUUUGGAGCAGAACGCUCAACAUCUCGGAAUAGCAAAAGAAGAUCAAAUGAACAACAACGUAGUACUAGUGGCAGAGGGCGGUGGCAAGAACAUCAAAAAAGAAGGCGACCUAGUUGUACUUGGUCCAUCUGAAG